ACUCCAGCUUCCAUCAAGGAGGAGAGGACUCGGAUUGGGGUGGAUCCGGGAUCCCGAAGGAUCCGCCCAAGGGGAGGGGUCCAAGGAGGGAAGGGCUCAUCGCAGCUCUGGCAAAUUCGCCUUUGGGAGCCGUCGGCCUUAACGCCUCUCUGAAACUUUUCCACUCAGCUCUUUGGGUUUGGAAAGGCCCUUUGCCCCCCUCCCUCCCUCCCAAGAUGGGGUUCUCCAUAUGGAACAGCUCUCCCUCUUCCCUGCGGCGGGGACAGCGAUGCUAGAAGCGCGGUCUGGAUGCAGUGGGUGUGUUUGCAGGCCGGCGGCCAUGAAGCACUGUUACUACAACGAGUCGGUGGGUUUCUUCUACAACAACAGCCGGAAGGAGCUCACCACCUACUGGAGGACCAAAGAUGUCCUGGUGGUGGCCCUGGGUCUCACCGUCAGCCUCAUCGUCCUCCUCACCAACCUCCUGGUCAUCGCCGCCAUCAUCAUCAACCGCCGCUUCCAUUACCCCAUCUAUUACCUCCUGGGCAACCUGGCAGCCGCCGACCUCUUUGCUGGCAUUGCUUACAUGUUCCUCAUGUUCCACACGGGGCCGAGGACGGCCGAACUCUCCCUGAAGACCUGGUUUAUCCGGCAGAGCCUCCUGGACACCAGUCUGACCGCUUCGGUGGUCAACCUCUUGGCCAUCGCGGUGGAGAGGCACCAGACGGUGCUGACCAUGCAGCUCCACAGCAAGAUGUCCAACCAACGCGUCAUGAUCCUCAUCUUCUGCAUCUGGGCCACGGCUCUGCUGCUGGGGUUGAUCCCAUCCUACGGUUGGCACUGCCUGUGCGCCCUGGAGGAGUGCUCCAGCAUGGCCCCGCUCUACAGCCGCAGCUACCUGACCUUCUGGGCCAUCUCCAACCUCCUCGUCUUCCUCCUCAUGGCGGUGGUCUACGCCCACAUCUUCAUCUACGUCAAGAGGAAGAUGGGGCGGAUGUCGGCGCACACCUCCUUCCACCCGCGCUACAGGGAGACCGUGGUCGGCCUCGUCAAGACGGUCACCAUCAUCCUCGGUGCCUUCCUGAUCUGUUGGACCCCCGGGCAGGUGGUGCUGCUGUUGGACGGGUUGGGUUGUAAGAGCUGCAACGUUUUGGCCGUGGAGAAAUACGUCCUCCUGUUGGCUGAGAUCAACUCCCUGAUCAACGCCAUCGUUUAUUCCUAUCGGGACAACGAGAUGAGGAGCACCUUCCGGAGGAUCCUCUGCUCCAUCUGCUAUCGGAAUCCCAAAUACACCCCCACGGCUGUGAAACCCAACGGGGCUGACCGUGGGUCGCUGUCGCUCAAUGGGCAUUUCACGGUGGAUUCCUCCAUCUGAGACGUUGGGGCCGCGCUCGUUUUCUGACCGUGGGAAUGGAGGGGGAAUCCCUCCGGUGGGAGACAUUGCACUGCGGGGUGAGGAUCCCCACAAACACCCCUCAAAGGAUGCUUUUAUAAGGGACCACUGCGCGGUUUGUUAAUUAGCGUGCUUAAUUAAAGGCUGUUUCUAAA
Molecule: messenger RNA, 1527 nt
Organism: Tympanuchus pallidicinctus (lesser prairie-chicken)
Lineage: Eukaryota; Metazoa; Chordata; Aves; Galliformes; Phasianidae
Gene: LPAR2
Product: lysophosphatidic acid receptor 2
Exons: 3
Coding region: 230-1354 (374 amino acids)
Biological process (GO): G protein-coupled receptor signaling pathway
Cellular component (GO): membrane
Molecular function (GO): lysophosphatidic acid receptor activity
Source: RefSeq, a predicted model, not a curated record